Messenger RNA from Closterium sp. NIES-65, 4332 nucleotides. Lineage: Eukaryota; Viridiplantae; Streptophyta; Zygnematophyceae; Desmidiales; Closteriaceae. The record is from the annotation of a GenBank genome assembly.
AUGGCUACCCCUAGUGUCCUCGCUUUUGACGCUGAGGGUCGAGCCAUAGACUUUGAGGUCUGGGUCGACGACCUCCAGCUGUUCUUACAGUGCGAAAGGGCAGACGGUCUUUCUCUCUUUGACCUCACCUCUGGCGCCUCGCCUGCCCCUGCUGCUGAUGCUGACCCCACUGUUCGCUCUCAGUGGGCCACCCGCGAUGCUGCUGCACGUCUUGCUGUGCUCAGGGACCACUUUCUCUCAGUCUGUCCCACCACCCUCACUGUCGACCUCCUCGAGAAGGCCCUCCUAGCGGCGGAGAAGAGCAUCGUCGCUGUAGGAGCUUCUCGGGGUGACCCUCGCACUCCCAUCUUUGAGGGGUGCUCUCCUUCCCCCCUACUGCCCUCUGUUGCCUCUGCUGCUGCUGCCGACCUGCUUGGUCUUGAGUCGGUCGGCGCGGCGUCUGCCCCUAGUGGGAGACGCCGCUCUGGCAAGGGCAAGGGGGGCAAGGGCGCGGGUGGAGCUGGAGGGGGCGGUGGAGGUGGCGGUGGAGGCGGCGGAGGGAGUGGGGGUGGCGGCGGGAGUGGUGGCGGCGGCGGUGGUGGUGGUGGCAGCGGCGGAGGAGGCGGCGGUGGUGGCGGCAGCGGUGGAGGUGGAGGCGGCGGAGGAGGCGGAGGAGGAGGCGGUGGUGGCGGAGGGGGUGGAGCUGGUCGGGGUGGUACCCCGCAGCGGAGCGGCUCUGGGGGUGGUCAGCGCCAGCAGCAGCUGCAGCAGCGUUCGCGGGACAUCCCUCCGCCCCAGCAGCUCCGUGAGUGGUUCACGCAGCGUCAGUGGGGUGGGGGUACUGGUCCGUGCACCUACGUCCUUCGUUCCGGCGACCGCGCGGGUGAGCAGUGUGGGGGUGCCCACCCCACCCAGCGCUGCUUUGGCCGCCUGACGGACGCUUGGCGUCAUGAGGAGGGUGACUGUUACCGGUGUUUCCCGCCCGACCCGGGCAUUGGUACUGCUGCGCUCGGUGCUUGGGAGACUGCUGCUCUAGGUGCCAGUGAGGCUGCGCUCUCAGGUACUGGUGAGGCUGCGCUCUCAGGUACUGCGUCGGCUUCGGCCUCCCUCACUUUCACACUUGACUCCGGAGCUUCUCGCUCCUUCUUUCAAGACCGCACCACACUCACGCCGCUUGGUCGGCCGGUUGCAGUCUCCCUGGCUGACCCCUCUGGGGGUCCUGUCCUCUCUCACUUUUCCACUGUCCUCCCGUGUCCGGCUGCCCCCUCGGGCACCCUGUCUGGUCUGUACCUUCCCUCGUUCUCGACAAACUUGGUGAGUGGUGCGGACCUGCAGGAUGCGGGGGUUCACCAGUUCACUCCUGCGAGUCAGCGGGUGACCCACUGCACGGACGCAUGCACAGGCCGGCACCUGGCCACGUUCUCUCGUCGGCCGGGGUCGAGCCUCUACACCCUGACCACUGAGUCUCCUCCUGUCCCUGCGUCUGGUCAGGUAGCUGCGUCAGGUCAGGUGUUUGCUGCUGCGUCCCGGUCUGGCCCUGAGUCUGCCCCCUGUUCGUGUCGCCUCCUGUCUCACGAGACUCUCCUGUGGCACCACCGUCUUGGCCACCCCUCCUUGCCCCGUCUUCGGGGCAUGGCUUCCCGUGUCCUUGUCUCUGGUCUUCCCCAGUCUCUCCCUCCCCUUGCUUCGGGACCAGGACCUUCCUGUGUCCCCUGUGUCGAGGGGCGCCUCAGGGCUGCUCCUCACUCCUCCCAGUUUCCCCCGACAGAGGCUCCUCUGCAGACACUUCACAUGGACGUGUGGGGCCCGGCCCCCGUCCGUGGGCAGGGUCACGAGCGCUACUUCCUGUUGGUGGUUGACGACUACUCGCGUUACACCACAGUCUUCCCCUUGCGCAGCAAGGGUGUUGUCACUGAGGUGCUGAUCGACUGGAUCCGCGAGGCUCGUCUCCAGCUCAGGAGGAGCUUCGGCUCGGACUUUCCUGUUCUGCGUCUGCACUCUAACCGAGGUGGGGAGUUCUCCUCUCGCCUUCUGCGAGACUACUGUCGUGCACGGGGGAUCCGCCAGACCUUUACGCUUCCGGACUCUCUACAGCAAAAUGGGAUUGCUGAGCGCCGCAUUGGCAUGGUCAUGGACGUCGCUCGUACGUCCAUGAUGCAUGCGGCUGCCCCCCAUUUUCUGUGGCCGUUUCCGGUUCGGUACGCGGCGCAUCAGCUCAACCUCCACCCCAGGGGAUCUCGGGCGUUUGUCCGCGACUUGUCUGCGGACAAGCUGUCCCCUCGUGCUGCUCCCUGUGUCUUCCUUGGCUUCCCCCCUGACGCUCUAGGGUGGCUGUUCUACCACCCCUCCUCUCGUCGUGUUCUGUCCUCCCAGGACGUCACGUUCGACGAGUCAGUCCCCUUCUACCGCCUCUUCCCCUACCGCACUCCUUCUCUCCCCCCGCCACCGGACUUUCUUGUGCCGGUUCCCCCCCCGGUAGACCCCCUCCCCCCUCAGGUUCCUGCACCCUCAGGUGUGUCCCAGGUAGACGCAGUUGACCCGGUCGAGGUUUCUGGUGACUCUGGUGCUGCUGCGGGUGCUGAGCCUGGGGGUGCUGACUCUGGGGGUGCUGUGCGCGUGGGUGCUGAGCCUGGGGGUGCCGAGCCUAGAGGUGCUGCUACUGGGGGUGCUGAGCCUGGGGGUGCUACUGCUGAGGGUGCUGAGCUUGGGGGUGCUGGGCCGGGGGGUGCUGUACCUGGAGCUGCUGAGCUAGGGGGUGCUGAGUCUGGGGGUGCUGUGUCUGGAGCUGCUGAGCCUGGGGGUGCUGCGUCUGGAGCUGCUGAGCCUGGAGGUGCUGGGUCUGGGGGUCCUGCGCCUGGAGCUGCUGAGCCUGGGGUUUCUCCUGGUGCUCAGUCUCGGAGGGAGCCCCUCUCUCCACAGGAGCUGCGCGAGUGGUUUGCUCGCCGCUGGAGGCGUACUGCUGGAGCUGGAGCUUCUUCGACCGCCGAGGGUGCUGGUGCCGCCGGUCCCGGAGCUGCUGGGCCUGCGGGUCCUGCUGGAGCUGGAGCUGAUGAGGGUGUUGGUGCUGAGACUACUGCUAUCUGUCCUGGCGGUGGUCCUGCUGCUGGUACUGCCGCUGAGGGUGCUGGUGCUGUCCCUGCUGAGUCUGGAGUUGCCGCGCGGCCUCGGCCGUACUUCGUUCCGCUCUUGCAGCAGCGCCGUGAGCCUGCGUCUCGUCCCGCGUCGCCUGUUCGUGCUACUCGUACUAGUGGUCGCGGUUCGCGUCAGCGUCCUCCUCCUGUCCCUGGCACGCACCGGAUGUCUCUGCGUCCGUCCACUGCUCCUCUGCGUGCCCCCUUGCCUUCUCCUCCUGAGUCCUCCCUUCCUGUGCUUGCCGACCCAGAGUCGGACUCCCUUCGUGCUGCCAGUCCUACUGUCACGCGUCUGCUUGCUACUGUCGUCACUGACCCCUCUUUUGAGUCCGCUGCUGCGUCUGCUCUUGUCACUGAGCUCGUCGACUUUGCUGCUCGCUGUCGUCUAGACUACGCUGCCAGUCUUGUUGCUGAGUCUGCGUCUAUCUGUCCUCCGUCCGUCGGGGGUGAGUGUGCUCUUGGCACGGACGUCCUAGAGGACAGGCAGGAGGAGUUUCAGUGUCUGGCCGCUGCUUCACCUCAUCUCGCGUCUGUACUGCUUGCUCCUGAGGGAGACCCGGAUGCACUAGACAUCCCGACUCCGCGCUCUUACGCGGAGGCCGUAGAGGGUCCCUACUCCUCUCAGUGGCAGGCAGCUAUGGAUGCAGAGAUGGCUUCCUGGAAGUCCACAGGCACCUACGUUGACGCGGUUCCCCCUCCUGGGGCGAACAUCGUCAGUGGCAUGUGGAUCUUCAGGGUGAAGCGGCCGCCGGGCUCUCCACCUGUCUUCAAGGCACGGUACGUUGCUCGUGGCUUCAGUCAGCGGCAGGGAGUUGACUACUUUCAGACCUUCUCUCCCACCCCGAAGAUGACUACUCUUCGGGUGCUGCUGCACAUAGCCGCUCAGCGCGACUACGAGCUUCACUCUCUCGACUUCAGCACUGCGUUCUUGCAGGGUAGCCUGCACGAGGAGAUCUGGCUUCGCCGUCCACCUGGCUUCACUGGGACUUUCCCUCCUGGCACCCAGUGGAGCCUCCGACGGCCAGUCUACGGUCUCCGCCAGGCACCGCGUGAGUGGCACGACACACUGAGGACUACGCUUGCGGCUCUUGGGUUUGCUCCCUCUACUGCUGACCCGUCGCUGUUUCUGCGCACCGACACUUCUCUGCCGCCGUUCUACAUCCUCGUGUACGUCGACGACUUGGUCUUUGCCACAGCGGACACUGCUGGACUCGCCUACUGA